AUGGAUUUGGAAGAAACGGCGUCGUCUGUGACGAAGAAUCAAAAGAGGGGUUUCUAUACGUUUGCUUUGAGAUUAUGUACAGUGAUAGUUUUCUCGGUCGUCGGCUUCUUCUUAUUGUCGUUUCUAUUAGGGAUCCUAGUGGUUCUACUCGGUGAAUUGUGGGUUUCUUCUUCUUCUUCCUAUGCUUCUCUUGCUUCUCGCUGCAAAAUCGUUUCCAGCUGUCUUCAAAAGUGUGUGGUUGAGAGAGAUAAAUUCAAAUGUCGCUAUGAUUAUAAUUGGGCUUCUGUCUUCAAGGUGAAUGAAACUUAUGAUUGUUGGCACACACUAAGUAUUCCAAAGAUCAAGCUUUAUCGGGAUGGCUUUUUCGGUUGCCAAGCAGAUGAUCUUUCUUUCACCGACAUUUUUAAACAAUACGAUGUCUUUGUAAAUGGAAGACGGAAGUACUGGAGAUAUGAUGUGAUCGCUGGCAUUGUAUCAGGCUUCUCAACUUCUAUAAUCACAGUCUUCAUCAUACGGAUCUUAAGACAUGCAAAGUCUUGGUUCCCUCGAGCUUGUUGUUCAGUUAAGAACCAGAUUUCUAAAGUGAAUCUCUUGGUGCAAGUGAAGCGUGCUUGUUUGGUUGUUGUUUACUUCUCCAUUCUCGGAUGGAUGGCUACACAGUACUUGAAAAUUCUUUUUCUAAAGGCUUAG
Molecule: messenger RNA, 690 nt
Organism: Eruca vesicaria subsp. sativa (arugula)
Lineage: Eukaryota; Viridiplantae; Streptophyta; Magnoliopsida; Brassicales; Brassicaceae
Source: the annotation of a GenBank genome assembly